AUGCUCGACCUUCAUUUAAGUAACCCCAUCUCUGUAGGGUUGGCAAGUCCUGGGAUGGAAUCUUCCAACUUUCCUGAUCAAGGACUUGCUGAUAUGUAUCUGAUUCAAGGAAUUGAGUCAAAGCUACAGUUUCCUGGUCAAUUUGAACAAUUUGAAGCCAUGUAUAACGAAGUAAUCCCGGAGUAUCUUAUUGAUCAAGGAUUAUAUUAUCCUACUGCUGCCAACUAUGGAUAUCUCAGUACAGGAUUUGAAUCAGCAGGUACCUGGGAAGACCCCCAUAGCAGAUUCGGUCUGGAUGGUCAAGAAAUUCAUUACACUGGGGCAAUAAAUGAAGGUCUUCCAUACAUGUGUUAUGCGACCCAAGGGUAUGGAUAUGGACAGUACCAUUAUAACCCAUACAAUCCUUAUAUUCCUGGUGCUAUGGUAGGAGUUGAAGGAUCCACUGUAGCUCCUCAACAGUAUUAUGCUGUCCCAUCCUAUGAAAACCCUGUACCAUCGCCUGCAUAUGCUCCUAUUGUUCUGCAGUCAAGGGCUGAUGCUAACAGGAUGCCCAAUUCGUUUAUUGAAAAUGGCAUACCAAUCAAUAAAGCUGAUGGUAUUGGUUUUAAACGCAAUUUGCGUUCAAAUGCUCCUAAUGCUUCAAUGACCUUAGGGCAGGAUGCAUCUGUCCGGAUGACAUCUGAAGGGCAAAGAGCUAAUAAUACUGCAUCAAGCAAGCAAGUUGUGCCGAGAACUUCUGACAAGCUGACUAGUCAACCAUCAUCCCAGAUUGGCCAGGUUAGAGGUUCUCAAGGCACAGAAACUGGUGUGCAUGUGAAGGCUGCUUCAUGGGUUGGUAGUCAAAUAAAGAGUGCAUUUACUUCUGCCAACGGAUUAUCUGGUUUGGAAUCAAGGGAUCCCGAGACAGGCUCUGUACAUAAAGUUAAGCCCAAGAUACCUUAUGGCGGUGUCUGUGAUGACGAAAGAGUCGGGCAUGGUACAUUAGUUGAGCAUAAUCGAGGGCCAAGACCAAACAAACGGGAGACUCAGUUGGUUGUUAGUGCUCUCACGACAAGGGCUGGAAAUCCCGAUGCACAUGGAAACAUCACUAUAUUUCCAGACGACUAUAACAAAGAAGAUUUCCCGGUCGAGUACAAAAAUGCGAAGUUCUUUGUGAUCAAGUCUUACAGUGAGGAUGAUGUGCACAAGAGCAUAAAGUACAACGUUUGGUCAUCUACACCCAACGGAAACAAAAAGCUUUAUGCUGCGUAUGAAUGUGCACAGAAAAUAGCAGCAGGAGAUCCUAGAGGCUGUCCUAUCUUCCUCUUCUUUUCUGUUAAUGCUAGUGGCCAGUUCUGUGGUUUGGCGGAGAUGGUUGGACCUGUGGACUUCCACAGGAAUAUGGAUUUCUGGCAGCAAGAUAAAUGGAGUGGUAGCUUCCCUGUGAAGUGGCACAUUAUAAAAGACUUGCCAAAUACCCAUUUUCGGCAUAUCAUACUAGAGAACAAUGAGCACAAGCCAGUGACUAACAGCAGGGACACGCAAGAGAUACCUUACAAGAAAGGUCUGGAUAUGCUGAGGAUAUACAAGAGCCACAAGUCACGAACUUCCUUGCUUGAUGACUUCAUGUACUAUGAGAACAGGCAGCGGAUCAUGCAGGAGGAGCGGGCCAGGCUAAUAAAGAAAAGCUACGAGAACCCAUAUCUUGUCUCGCUAAUAGAUCCUCCUCGCAAACUGCAGCCUGUACACAAUCCUUCCAAUGGUGGCCUGAAUUCUACCAGAGAUAAUCCCACCACUUUGACUAUUGUGAACAAAAGCAAUGUUCCGGGAGAUGCUGGAUUAGACCUGUUGGCCAAGAAGCAACCUUUAGAUGCUAAUGCCGACUUGAAAACGGUUGAUGAAUUAAAAAUGAGUUCGCUGAGUAUACGUUCAGAUGAGGGAGAGGGAGAGUCUGGAGUUCACUCAUCAUCGAAAGCUGUAGAUGCUAAGGCAUCAUCUGAAACCGGGCCGAUCAACGUUGUCACCAUAGGUUCGAUGCCGGUCAAUGUCAAUGGCAGUGUAUCUUCUGGUAUUUUGACGGUUGGUACAAUUCCACUCGACCCCAGGGCCCUUCUGCGUGACUAG
Molecule: messenger RNA, 2103 nt
Organism: Striga hermonthica
Lineage: Eukaryota; Viridiplantae; Streptophyta; Magnoliopsida; Lamiales; Orobanchaceae
Source: the annotation of a GenBank genome assembly